Molecule: messenger RNA, 843 nt
Organism: Suillus bovinus
Lineage: Eukaryota; Fungi; Basidiomycota; Agaricomycetes; Boletales; Suillaceae
Exons: 2
Coding region: 1-843 (280 amino acids)
Source: RefSeq, a predicted model, not a curated record
AUGUUGCACACUGUAUUGCUGGAUUUCGAGAACAUGCCAGUUUUCUUGCAUGCUCUACGCAUGCAGAAAGAAUAUGCUCAAAUACAUCCUUCUCUCUGUUUUGAGUGCGCACCUUGCAUAUGCAACAUCUGGAUCGGAGACUGUGGGGAUAUGCAUCCCUCAAAUGCUCCCAUGUACAGCAGCUUUACCUCUGAAGCUGUGUCAGACCUUGACCUCAUCGCUCCGGUACUCCUUAGUGCAUCACUUGCAAUCGACUUUUCAUGUCUGGACAUCGUGGCAUCCUGCAUGGAACUUGCAUGGACCCACAUGGGAAAUUACGUGAACUGUGAAUGUUUGCCACUUCUGUGGAGCACAAAAACAUUAACACUAUCAAGGGUGACCUGUGACUCAUGGAAAAUGGCAACACUUGGCCCAGGAUCAGCCUUCCUGGCAUCCAUCACCCACCUUAUUGCCCUCCCUUCUGAAGAGGAUGACACAUUUUUACAUAUCCUUUAUCGGAGUAAGUGUGCUGUUGGAACUCAAAACUACAUUAUACCUCUGUGGAUAGUGCACGUCCCGUGGGAUGCUUUUGAGGCUCUCGAAAAUGUCUCUUUGGUUUUCCCCCAUGUCCAACUCCCAUUCGCCAUGUAUGAAUUUACUGUCGCACUGAACUUACAUGUGGAACUAUUGACAUUCUCUGUUUCCAUGCUGAAGGGCUGGCAGCACAUCCCCACAGAGAUACAAGGCUCCGCAGACACCAAAGAGGGUUAUUUUUUGUUGAAAGACACUGAUGCUGAGGUGUCCAAUGAAGAUUUUAUUUCCUUGGACAACAUUUGUGUUGCGAAAGUUUGGGCUUCUGGAUAG